Molecule: messenger RNA, 1056 nt
Organism: Pipistrellus nathusii (Nathusius's pipistrelle)
Lineage: Eukaryota; Metazoa; Chordata; Mammalia; Chiroptera; Vespertilionidae
Source: the annotation of a GenBank genome assembly
AUGGACGCCAACUUCUCCAUCUCUCUGAAUAGAUCCAAUGAGAUGCUCCAUGAAUCUACUGGCUACACUGCUCUGCACAUUGUCUUAUGGGUGAUUCAAGGGAUCACCUUUGUUCUUGGCAUCCUGGGCAAUGGGCUUGUGAUCUGGGUGGCUGGAUUCCGGAUGGCACGCACGGUCACCACCUUGUGUUACCUGAAUCUGGCCAUAGCGGAUUUCUCUUUCCUGACCACUCUGCCAUUCCUCAUGGUGUCAAGUAUCAUGAAAAAGCAAUGGCCUUUUGGCUGGUUCCUGUGCAAGUUGAUUUACACAGUAGUGGACAUUAACUUGUUUGGGAGCGUCUUCCUCAUUGCUUUCAUUGCUCUGGACCGCUGUAUUUGUGUCUUGCACCCCGUCUGGGCCCACAACCACCGCACCGUAAGUCUGGCUACAAAACUGGUCCUUGUGCCCUGGAUUCUUGCACUCAUCCUCACCUCGCAAAUUUUCAUCUUCGUGACGAUAGUAAAUGAUCCAAUAGGGAAUGUGUACUGUGCUUUCAACUUUGCACCAUGGGCUGACACCCCUCAAAAGUUGCUGAAGGUGGUCUCCACUGUGAUGACAGCUAGAGGGGUCAUCCGGUUUGUCAUUGGCUUCACUAUGCCAAUGUCCAUCGUCGCCAUCUGCUACGGGCUCAUUGCUAUCAAGCUCUAUAAAAAAGGCAUGAUUAACUCCAGCCGUUCCUCAAAGGUUCUCACCGCUGUUGUGGUUUCCUUCUUUGUUUGUUGGUUCCCCUUUCAACUGGUGGCCCUUCUGCACACAGUUUGGAUCAGAGAGAUAUUGCUCGGAAGAAUGUACAAAGCCCUUGAUAUCCUGACUAGCCUACUGGAAGCCUUGGCCUUCUUCAACAGCUGCCUCAACCCAAUGCUCUAUGUCUUCAUUGGCCAAGACUUCCGAAGGACACUGAUCCACUCUCUGCCUGCCAGCCUGGAGAGGGCCAUGACCGAGGACUCGGCCCCAGCCAGUGAUACAACCAACAAAUCUGCUUCGCCUCCUAUAGAGGCUGAGUUACAGGCCAUGUGA